Molecule: messenger RNA, 1101 nt
Organism: Fukomys damarensis (Damara mole-rat)
Lineage: Eukaryota; Metazoa; Chordata; Mammalia; Rodentia; Bathyergidae
Gene: Tmem190
Product: transmembrane protein 190
Exons: 7
Coding region: 94-861 (255 amino acids)
Biological process (GO): hematopoietic progenitor cell differentiation
Cellular component (GO): inner acrosomal membrane
Source: RefSeq, a predicted model, not a curated record
CCCUGGCCUGGGUGAGAGGAUGGAUCAUGAGAGGGAGGGAGGAAGGGAGGAAAGAGAGAGAGUCUCCACAGGACAGGGCGGAGCUGAGGAGAAAUGAGGGAUGACGAGAGAGAGGGCAGCACAAGCAGCGCCAUCCCAGAAGAGAAGAUGGGUAUGAAAGUGAGAGGUACGAGGCAGACGGCUGGGGUCUCAGGACAGCAGCCCCGCACCCUCGACUGGUCACAGACUCUAAGAGGCCCCCUCGAACCAGUGUCAUCUCUGACGGAGGUAGUCCGGGGCCAACUCAGCACCCACCAGGAUGUUUACAAGAGAUCAGGCCACACCUUUGUCAAUUAUGGGGAAACCAAAGGAAACAAACAGGAAACUCUGGAGUGCGGCUCCCUCUUUCCAGAUGGGAUCGGAAUCCAUGGAUUCUUCUACCCAUGGAGCUGUGAGGGUGAUGUGUGGGACCUGGAGAGCUGUAGGGGUCAGGCAGCCAUCGAGAGCCCCAACCUCUGCCUGCGCCUGCGUUGCUGCUACAGAGAUGGGGUCUGCUACCACCAACGGCCAGACGAAACCAUGCGCAAGAAGCACAUGUGGGCCCUGGGCCAGACCUGUGGGGGCCUCCUCCUGAUCUGCAGCAUCUGCCUGUUUUGGUGGGCCCGGCGCCGGCGCCGGGACCUGCUGCACCUGCCGGGCUUCCUGCAGGGCAAGUGCGACCUGUCCAGGACGGUGUCGCUGCUGUCCAAGGACCGGACAUCGACUGAAAAGAAGACUUCUGUCAGCCAAGAGGCCACUGGGGCGACUGGGAUGGAAACUUCAGGGGGCAGCGAAGGGGAGAACGAGGAGGGUGAGGAAACAGAGGGUGAGGACGAAGAUUAGGGAUGUCUGGGGACCCUCAAUACAGAUGUGGCGCAAGGCGUGGCGUCCUUUCUGAGAGCCAUGGUAGCGAUGGCUCCGUGGCCCUGGAGCCUGGCGUGAGUGUACAACCGGGGGGCAGAGACCUCCCUGCAGGAUCAUGGGAGCUGGGGACAGAAGGACGAACUCUUGCCCCACCCCAGGCUGUGCAGCCCCCUCCAAGACAGACAAGCAGCGUGAGGGGCAGAGCCGUUUAUCCCAGGG